CGGACGUCUUUGUCGGCCAUGACAGCGUCGGGGGAGCACUCGGGAUGCUGCUCCACCGCCGCGCCAGGCGCCAGUCGCUCGUUUCGCGUCGCCCCGUCGCUAUCAUCAUCAGGAUACGACGUCAGCGCGCGACCGUUGUUACCUGUUGAAUAUCGUUCGUCGGUCGGUGUUGAUCAUGUUGAUCAUGUUGAUACUACCUAGCCGUGUGCCGUUGUUGUGUGUUCGUAUUAAAGAGGAUUAAUUGGAGGAUACUAUUGUAUUGUUGUUGAUAUAUUAUAUGAGUGAUCAAAACAAGGAGAAUUAUAUUUAAGAAAAUAUAUUUAUACAUAUAUAUCGUUGUUGAGAAUUUUCGGUCGGUUUUUCGAUUUUGUUCAAGUGAAAUUAUUCGUGUUAGGUGCUUCCGUAGCAUCACAAAAGCAGCCAUUCUAAAUGAUGUAGUUUGUAGGAAUAAAAUAACAUAGUGCUAUAAUACUACGUUAGUUACGUUAGGACCAAUUAAGACCACCUCUCCCCACAAAUACCUCCUUAGUAAAUAUUUAAGAAAAAAAAACCAAGAACAUCCCACACUAGUCAAAUUAAGCAAAAAAAAAACAAAAUAAAAAUACAGUUCUUUAAGUCGAAAAAAGUGACAUUUGUGACGUAACAAGUGACGUCGGUGGUACGAAUUUUAACGAUGAUCGACGAAGAAGACGUUCAGUGAUGGAAAGCUUGGAAGAAGCUGCGGCUCGUGACGAAGCUGAACGCCAGCAAAGCUUGAAGGAUUUGGAGCAGCUCUACGAGUGGUUGCAGCAGUUCGAGGAUCCGCCUCCGGCACCGAGGCCUCCUCCACCCUACCAGUUCAGAAAUGGAGACAUCACCCAGAAAGGAUACGAGAAAAAAAGGACGAGGCUUUUGUCCCCCUAUGUGCCUAAACAGAAUUCCACCGGCAGCGAGCCAGAGGGCGGCGUUGGCGGUGGGGGCGGCAGCGGUGGCGGCAGGGGCGGCGACCGGCCGCCCCAACAGCACACGAGGCGUCGCACUCAGCGGCGCGUCACCCACAACGAGAAGCGCUACCAUUCAGAAGUUAGACAAGAAGCAGUCCAACAAGCCCUGGCUCAAGCGAUGCAAAACAGGCACAAACCGUCCAUGCCGAUGCCCUCCAAAAGGACGUCAGUCAUGGCCAGAAGUCCGGAGAGGGACAGACAUGAUUCAGAAUCAUCUUCGGACGAGGACAGCGUAGCCAAUGAGGACGCCCUUCCCGCGGUGGAGAGCACGCCCGAACGAGAAAAGGCGGCGGUGGCGGCGAUGAGGGGCGGCAGCGGGGGCGGCCCGCACGCCUUCCCCCCUCCCCCGCCCAGCGACACGUCGAGCGCCGGCUCGCCGCCGCCCCUGCAAAGGCGGCCGAGGGCGCCGCCGCCCUUGUGGGGCGACCAGCAGCGCGGCCGCAGUCAGCAAGAGAUCACGGAUAUCAGCGACGUGUUGCAGAAUUUCAGGCCGUAUUCACAACCACCAGAUGUUACUAAUAACACAGCCCAGGGCGGUCGCAGAACAGCAGCAGAUAGAGUUAAUCGUUUCACGUCUUCAGCGUCAGAAGAUGGUACUAUGGGCACCGGUACUGGAAGAUGGAAGGUAUCUGCCAAGAUCCAGCAGCUUCUCAACACACUUAAACGACCAAAGCGACGACCUCUACCGGAAUUCUACGAGGACGACGACAUAGAGCUAGAACUGGCAGCCAAUCCCAAAGACCCCAAUGCUCCCAAACCCGAAGGCAGCUGUAUGUCACCCGCGAUUGGAGAACAAUUGACCAUUCCCUCUGGAUUGCCGAGAAACCUGGAAGCGGCCAUUUUACGGUACGGCAAUGCCAGCUUCAAGGCACCAGUGGCAACGGUGUUGGAUCCCAACGGAAAGCUAUCUACAACUUUAACUUAUGGCAAACUCCUAAGUCGAUCUCACAAGAUAGCCUACGCUUUGCUCACCAAAUCGUUCAGCAAAAACGGGGACACCAGCCUGAAAUCUGGCGAUCGCGUUGCGCUGGUCUAUCCCAACAACGAUCCCAUCAACUUCCUGUGCGCUUUCUACGGUUGUAUUCAGGCGGGUAUCGUUCCUGUACCCAUCGAAGUACCCAUCACUAGGCGAGAUGCUGGUUCGCUUCAAAUUGGGUUCUUGUUAGGCAGCUGCGCAGUACAGGUAGCUUUAACAUCGGAAGCAUGUCUAAAAGGCCUGCCCAAAACCACAUCAGGAGAAGUGAUACAGUUCAAAGGCUGGCCAAAAUUAACGUGGUUUGUCACUGAACACCUAACAAAAACGCCCAAAGAUUGGUCUCCAGCACCUAGACUUAGCGAUGACACUCCUGCAUACAUAGAAUACAGCACUGAUAGGGAUGGAUCUGUCAUGGGCGUUACUAUUACCAGGGCAGCUAUGGUGCAACAUUGCAAGAUGCUUACCAUGGCAUGUAAUUAUACUGAAGGAGAAAACAUGGUGUGCGUUUUGGACUUUAAAAGAGAGGUGGGCCUGUGGCACUCAGUGCUGACCAGCGUCCUGAACGGGAUGCACGUCGUCUACAUCCCCUACGCCCUAAUGAAAGCCAACCCCGCCAGUUGGAUGCAGAUGAUCACCAAGUACAGAGCGUGCGUGGCCGUGGUCAAGUCCAGGGACCUGCACUGGGGCCUUCUGGCCACGAAGGAUCACAAGGACAUCAAUCUGGGCUCGCUGAGGAUGCUGCUGGUGGCCGACGGGGCCAAUCCCUGGUCGCUGAGCAGCUGCGACCAGUUCCUUUCCGUGUUCCAGAGCAAGGGGCUCAGGGCUGACGCUAUAUGUCCUUGCGCCAGCUCUAGUGAAUGUUUAACUGUAUCUGUUCGACGACCAGGCAGAGGCGGCGUCAAUGCUACAGGCAGGGGCGUGCUCUCCAUGCAAGGACUAAGUUACGGUGUGGUUAGAGUGGACCAAGAAAAUAGUCUAACAUCUUUAACGCUUCAAGACUGUGGACAGGUUAUGCCGGGAUGUGUCAUAGUAGUAGUUAAGAUGGAGGGAUCCUCCUAUUUGUGUAAGACAGACGAGGUGGGAGAAAUAUGUGUAAAUUCGGGAGCGACAGGGACACAGUAUUGGGGUUUGCCGGGCUUAAGCAACACAACGUUUAAGGUCCAACCUCUUGGGAGCGAUGGUAAACCUAUCUCAGAGGCCGAAUACACCCGCAGUGGACUUCUUGGUUUCCUUGGACCGGGCGGUCUUGUUUUUGUUUGCGGGUCCAGGGACGGGCUGAUGACCGUAACAGGAAGAAAACACAACGCAGAUGACAUAAUAGCAACUGUUUUGGCUGUGGAACCUAUGAAGUUUAUAUAUAGAGGCAGGAUAGCAGUAUUCAGCAUUAGAGUAUUAAGAGACGAAAGGAUCUGUGUUAUAGCCGAACAAAGACCUGAUUGUAGUGAGGAAGAGUCAUUCCAAUGGAUGUCCCGAGUGCUCCAAGCAGUGGACUCCAUCCACCAGGUGGGAAUCUACUGUUUGGCGUUGGUACCUCCGAAUUAUCUUCCUAAAACGCCCCUAGGCGGCAUACACCUCUCCGAGACGAAGAGGAGGUUCUUGGAAGGGGCCCUGCACCCCGCCAACGUGCUCAUGUGUCCUCACACUUGCGUCACUAAUUUGCCCAAACCACGCGAAGUGCACUCAGCAAGCGACUGUGUUUCAGACGUGGGACCGGCCAGCGUGAUCGUGGGCAACCUGGUGCAGGGCAACCGGCUGGCCAGCGCCCAGGGCAGGGAGGUCGGCGGCCUGGUCGAGGAGGACAACGAGGCCACCAAAAAGCAACAAAUGAUUGGUGAAAUGCUACGUUGGCGUGCCCAGAGCACGUCAGAUCAUAUCCUCUUCACCCUGUUGAACAACAAAGGCGCAGUGGCCAGGGCCGUAUCCUGCUCAGAACUUCACAAGAAGGCCGAACGAAUCGGCAACUUGCUGGUGGAAAAAGGGAGAAUUAACACCGGCGAUCACGUAGCUUUAAUUUUCCCACCCGGUAUCGAUCUGAUCUGCGCUUUCUAUGGCUGUAUAUACGUGGGAGCUGUGCCGGUAACGAUACGACCGCCGCACCCCCAGAACCUCCAGACCACGCUGCCCACCGUCCGCAUGAUCGUGGACGUGUCCAAGUCGGUGCUGGUCCUCUCCAUUCAGGCUGUGAUCAAGAUGCUGCGCUCGAAAGAGGCCAGCAACGUGGUGGACGUCAAGGCGUGGCCCGUCAUCCUCGACACGGACGACAUGCCCAAGAAGAAACUACCGGUGGUCUACAGGGCUCCAACAGCGGAAAUGCUUGCCUACUUAGAUUUCAGCGUUUCGACGACGGGUCUCCUCGCCGGCAUCAAAAUGUCUCACGCAGCUGUCACGAAUUUGUGCAAGAGUAUGAAGCUGGCUUGCGAACUCUACCCUAGCAGACACAUAGCCCUAUGUCUAGACCCGUAUUGCGGCUUAGGAUUUGCUUUAUGGUGUUUAAGCAGUAUAUAUUCAGGUCACCAUUCCAUUCUCAUCCCGCCUUCUGAAGUGGAGGUGAACCCCUCGCUGUGGCUGUCCGCCGUGUCCCAGUACAAGGUGAGGGACACCUUCUGUUCCUACGGAGUGAUGGAGAUGUGCACGAAAGGACUGGGUUCGACAGUUAGUCAGCUGAAAAGCAGGGGAGUGAACUUGGCUUGCGUGAGGACGUGCGUGGUUGUGGCGGAGGAAAGGCCUAGGAUCAACCUGACCACUAGUUUUUCAAAGUUAUUUAGCGCUAUAGGUUUAAGUCCAAGGGCUGUAUCCACAUCGUUCGGGUGCAGGGUGAACGUAGCCAUUUGUCUUCAAGGUGCUUCUAGUCCGGAACCUUCCACCGUCUACGUGGAUUUAAGGGCAUUAAGGAACGACAGGGUAACGCUGGUAGAGCGGGGAAGUCCCCACAGUUUGUGCCUGAUGGAAAGCGGCAAACUGUUACCCGGAGUCAAAGUGAUCAUCGCCAAUCCAGAAUCAAAAGGACAAUGUGGCGAUUCUCACCUGGGCGAAAUCUGGGUACAGAGUGGUCACAACGCCAGUGGCUACUUCACGAUCUACGGGGACGAACCGGAAUUCGCGGACCAUUUCAACGCGAGACUAGUCACGGGGAAUACGGGAGAGGUGUAUGCCCGCACGGGAUAUUUAGGCUUUUUAAGAAGGACGGAGGGCACUGAACGCAGUGGCUCGGAAGAGACGAUCCUAAGUCAAAGCGACAACGAAUCUGUUGGUUCUUCGCAUCAUUUGGUGCCCACGGACACUUCCGAACUACACGACGCUGUGUUCGUGGUGGGUGCUCUGGACGAAACCAUAAUGCUUAGAGGAAUGAGGUACCAUCCCAUCGAUAUCGAAAAUUCGGUUCUGCGAUGCCAUAAGAAAAUAGCAGAAUGUGCCGUCUUCACGUGGACGAACCUCUUGGUAGUCGUGGUCGAACUCGACGGCAACGAAAGCGAAGCCCUAGACCUAGUACCGCUGGUAACCAACACGGUACUCGAAGAACACCACCUCAUAGUCGGCGUGGUCGUCGUGGUGGACCCGGGCAUCGUACCCAUCAAUUCCCGGGGCGAGAAGCAACGGAUGCACCUGAGGGACGGUUUCUUAGCCGAUCAGCUUGAUCCCAUAUACGUGGCGUACAACAUGUAACGAAAAGCUCACAAUUUCUGUGCCAAGCACGGAAAGAAACGACUCAAACAGAUGUCUGUGUAAAGGGGGCACUUUGUAUAGACCGAAACUUUGGAUUAUGUAGAUUGACUCACUGUUGUGUACUAUUAUGAAGCAUUGGGUCACCCUGUAUAGCGAGGAGUGUGCGGUCCAAGAAAAAAAAACAUCAUCGAAAUAGGACAUCAUCUCCCUUGUUUUUCUCUAUAACCUUACAAGGAAAAAAACACAUUCACAAAGAUUCUACUGCCCAUUCAGUUGACUGUUUUUGAUUUUUUUUACGUUGUAAGUAGUUGAAAUUGCUAGCGAAAUAAAACCCCAAUAAUGUAGAUUUUUGUUACUGCAAGAAUGUAUAAACUGUAUUUGUAACGACUGCAACCUUCUAGGAAUAUCGUUAAAAAUCACAGAUAAGUUUUUUUUGUAAAAAGUAACCCACUGAUUUAUGAAUCCAGGGAGACAAAUUUCUCAUUAGUUCUUUACUUAAACACAAAUUUCAUUAAACAACAGAAACGUCUCUUCUAUUCAGACACUAAGAUAUAAAAAGCAAUAAAAUGAGAACAAUUUAAAAACUUCUUAACAAAUAUAACUGUUAUGAGAACACAUUAAUAAAAUUUAAACAGAUAUAACUGUUAAUGAGAACACUUUAAAUGCUUGCUAACUGAUAUAACUGUUAAUGAGAACACUUUAAAUACUUGUUAACUGGUACAACUAUCAAUGAGAACACUUUAAAUACUUUUUCACAAGUAUAACUGUUGAUGAGAACACUUAAUAAUUUUUGACAAAUAUAUUAACUGUUAAUUAGAAAAGGUUCAAUACUUUUUAACAUAAAUAGCUGUUAACGAAAACACCAAAUCCUUGUCAAGAGGUAAUGAAAAAAGGUUUAAAAACAUUUUAUUGAUAUAACUGUUAAUAAGAGCACAUUAAAAACGUUUAAACAGAUAUAACUAUUAAUAAGAACACUUUAACUGCUUGCUAACAGAUAUAACUGUUAAUGAGAACACUUUAAAUACUUGUUAACUGGUACAACUAUCAAUGAGAACACUUUAAAUACUUUUUCACAAGUAUAACUGUUGAUGAGAACACUUAAUAAUUUUUGACAAAUAUAUUAACUGUUAAUUAGAAAACGUUCAAUACUUUUUAACAUAAAUAGCUGUUAAUGAAAACACUAAAUCCUUGUCAUGUAUAACUGUUAAUGAAAAAAGGUUUAAAAACAUUUUACUGAUAUAACUGUUAAUAAGAACCACAUUAAAACGUUUAAACAGGUAUAACUGUUAAUGAGAACACUUUAAACGCUUGCUAACAGAUAUAACUAUUAAUGAGAACACUUUAAAUGCUUUUUCACGAGUAUAACUACUGUUGAUGAGAACACUUAAUAAUUUUUUUAACAAAUAUAACUGUUAAUUAGAAAAGGUUUAAUACUUUUUAACAUAAAUAGCUGUUAACGAAAACACUAAAUCCUUGUCAAGAGGUAUAACUGUUAAUGAAAAAAGGUUUAAAAACACUUAACUGAUAUAAUUGUUAAUGAGAAAAAAAUUAAUACUUUUUAGCAUAAAUAGCUGCUAAUGAGAACACUUUAUAUCCUUUUUAAGAGGUAUGAAAAAAAUUUAAUACUUUUUAAAAGAUAUAACUGUUAGUGAGAACACUUCGUAUAUUUUAACAGUUAUAAAUCUAUAAAUAAAAACACUUUAAAUAGGUUUCUUACACAUAUAAUUCAUGAGCAUACUUUAAAUAUUUUCUAGCUGUUAAAAAGUAUUUAAAGUGUUCUGAUUUAUAGUUUUAACUGUUAAAAUAUAUUUCAACUGUUCUAGUUUUAGUUGAUUUUUAUAUUUUAACAUGUUUUGUCUUUUAAUCGCUGUUCAUGAUCAUGUUCUGUCGGAGAUUAAGAAGUGUAUUAAAUUACUGGUGCAAAUUUGUGUUCUAGAAAAGAACCAAUGAGAAAUUAUAUUGUAAUUUUUAUAUUAUGUUGUAGAUGUAAUAUUGCUAGAAGAUUGUGGUAUGAACCGGCCACAGAAAUCUAGACAUUGCUUGUAUUUGUAAUGUUUAAUAUUAUCUGGUUCAAAAAGCACAAAGACACACAGUGAAUGAUUUAAAUUAGGCCAGAAUUGAAACAAUAAAAAAAUAUACAGGGUGUAGAAAAUAUUUCGGUUUUAUUUAACCAAGUUUCGUCUUAUAUUAUUUCAUUUACCUAUGAUAUCUUACUAUUUUGAAAAUAUAGUUUUUCAACAACUACGUGGAACGCACUACGCAAAGUUAAGCGACGUUAGGCUAGGUGAACUUUUGGACGGGCGAUCGUCUAAAAUACGUUUAUAAAUAUUUUUUUUCAACUCUGGUCAAUUCUAACCUAAUUUAUUCGACUCUACAAUAGUUUCAGCACAACAAACAUUCCUUCUUAAACUACAUAACCUCUAAAUAGUGUUUUU
Messenger RNA from Sitophilus oryzae (rice weevil), 8057 nucleotides. It is a transcript of the gene DIP2, whose product is annotated as disco-interacting protein 2. NCBI's taxonomy places the organism in Eukaryota, Metazoa, Arthropoda, Insecta, Coleoptera, Curculionidae. The coding region runs from base 700 to 5622 and encodes 1640 amino acids. The transcript has 26 exons. The record is from RefSeq and is a predicted model, not a curated record.